AUGAAAAUUGAGUUUAUCGGAAAAGAGGAGAGAUGUGAGCAAACUGCAAAGGAUUGGAUUUUCAUCAACUAUCGGAAAAUAAAAAAAUCAAUAAUUCCCGGAUAUUUCAAUUUCCUCAACAAAGUGGUCUGUGUGAAAGUGGAAGAAAUAAUCACAAAGUACUUAUGGAAACCUGAAGAGAUGUUCGCUCGAAACCUCCAUAACAUCAUUUACUCGGAUUUAAUUGGCGGGAAUCGCGGAAGUGUCCGCAGACUGAUCGGACUGGAAGAAGUGUGUGAAGGAUGUGUGGAUUGUAUGGAUAUGGCAAAACGAUGUGUGGAGUAUGGACCAUUGAGGUUUCAAGUGCUCAAAGAAGUAAAGAAUCCGAUUCAUUAUAAAAAACUGCAUAUUUCUGAUAAAUUACUUGAAAUUGUCGCCAAUCACUGUACACUGAAAUCGACUACAAAAGAGGAGUGUCUCAAGCAGUUAGAUAGCAUCAUACGACGUUCUAUUUUAUGUGACACACUGCUUCUGUGGAUAUGUGAAACAAAAGAAUACUACGUUAAUGGAGUUCGGGAAAACGCUCACUUCCCAAUGCCACGAGAAGUAUUGGAUGUUAUGAUAAGGAAAUGGAAGGUGAAAACAAUUCGAAUGAAUAUGAUUGGAUGCACAAGUGAGAAGAUAUGCCGUGAAAACUGGAUAGACGGAGGAUACUUCACAAAGAUAAAGUUGGAUGAUCCAUACUGGAAAACGGGUCAAUCCGGUGACUUGAAACUCCAGCAUGUAUCCGUCAAAAUGUCGGAUUCAUACGAUUGUGCUGGUGGCCUAAUGUACAGUAAUCCAGAAACAGGUUACGAGAAAAAUUUCGAGAACUACAUUGCAAAUCUCCGAAGACUAUUCCAAAUGAACAAAAUAUCGAUUGAUUUCAGUCACUGGAGUCAUAAAUACAGUGGUAAUUUGGAAGAAUUCAUGAAGAAUAUAUUGAGAGUAAUUCAACUGGAGAAACAACGGAAACUCGAAGUGAAUAUUCAGUUUUUCACCGAGAUUUGCAGUUUUAAAGUGGGAAAUUCUGAAGAAUUGGCUGGAAUUCCAUCAGAAUACUCAUUGCUCAGUGAUCGAGUGGAAUGUAUCCGCAUGUUUGUUCCUUUCGAAAUUGUCGAAAGUGGUCCAGAGAGAUUGAAUAUGAUUAAAUGGGUUGGGAGACAAUUUCAGGUCAAGGAUAUGGAUAAUCAUUUCACACUCAACUUGAAUAUUUAUGUGAAGGAAACAGAGUUGAGGGAGUUGGAUAAGGGACUGAUGGAGAAACAUCCGAAUAGCUUGAUUGGAGUGUUCUUGAUUGUGGUAACAUAA
Molecule: messenger RNA, 1329 nt
Organism: Caenorhabditis remanei
Lineage: Eukaryota; Metazoa; Nematoda; Chromadorea; Rhabditida; Rhabditidae
Exons: 4
Coding region: 1-1329 (442 amino acids)
Source: RefSeq, a predicted model, not a curated record